AUGGAUCAGCUGAAAGGAGAUUUGCCCAAUUUCCUCCAAAGCAUGACUGCACUUCCGAACUGCGGCAGUGUUAGAGAGGUGCAAGCAAAAGCCCGUUGCCAACGAGUGAAGAACCUUGCAUCUGUGGAUGCAGCUGGAGCCUCAGCCCUUCUUGCUGCAUGGACUGCAGGAAAGCUAUGGAGUGCUGAACAAACAAUGGAGUUCAGUGAUCUUCUGGCUGGAGCCGUGGCCAGAACCAACACAGGGACGGCACAGGGUGGCAAGAGACCCACACAAAAAGUUUCAGCUUUCGAACCUUACUUAUCGGUCAGAGACAUCAAGGCUUUGGAGGCCGAUGACAACAUCCACGUGAAGCUGGAUGUGCUGGCAUGCAGGUGCAUCAAGCUGAAGCUGACCUGCCCUUCGGAGGCUUGCUGCAGAGCGAUCUUGGCAGAUGGCUUGUCCAAGGCAGGUGGUGAUCAGUCCUUCAAGAAGCUGCUGAAGAGGCAAAGCCAAAUCCUUGCCCAAGAAUGGCUUUCACCUCUAGCACUACCCAAGAGCAUGCCACUUGUGAAGUGCUUGAUGUUGGACUGGAUGCACUGCUAUGUUGUCAGUGGCCUCUUUCAUGUCGAGGCCAGCCUUCUGUUGCCAGUGAUGCAUGUGAGGAGUGCAACCUUCCUGAUGAUCCAGGCCUUUAUCUCAGAGUGCGAAUGGCCCCACAACCUGAAGAACCGGCGAACAGAAAUCUUGCACCUUUUCAACAAAAGGACCAAGCUUUCUGAGUUCAAGGCCGGCACUUUACAGAAGCAUCGACAGGUCAAGCAGUUUGCUGACAACACGAAGAAGGUGACCCAUUUGUUCGAAGCUUCACUCUUUAAAGAUGUUUUGGGCAGGGUCCUUAUCGAUCUGGCUGAGCAUGCUGGCUCCAUGCGGCCCCAUUUGAAGUCCCCCAAGGCUGUCACUGAUGGCCUUUUGUUGUGGCACUUGGGGCAAGCAUUCGGGCUUCAGAGUGUUCAGCAUGUCCAGUCGGCCAUGGUGGCCGAGAUCUGCCAAGGGCAAACCUGCGAGAGGGGUGACCUAGUGCUGCUCAAGUCGGGGUCUGUUGCAGAGGUCUGGCUCUUUUGUCCGCUGCAGCAUGGCGAGCUCCUGGCUCUGUUGAAUGUGCUGGAGGCACAAGGGAAGAAUCUGUUCCGAGUCAGGCAGGACGGAGCCCAGUUCAUGCUAGUGGCCGAGAUCAGCCGAACCUGCCUCUUCAAACGAAUGAGUGCAGACAGCAUUCUGGUGGUACCAUAG
This is a messenger RNA of Symbiodinium sp. CCMP2592, 1272 nucleotides long. NCBI's taxonomy places the organism in Eukaryota, Dinophyceae, Suessiales, Symbiodiniaceae. The record is from the annotation of a GenBank genome assembly.